Molecule: messenger RNA, 162 nt
Organism: Funneliformis geosporum
Lineage: Eukaryota; Fungi; Glomeromycota; Glomeromycetes; Glomerales; Glomeraceae
Source: the annotation of a GenBank genome assembly
AAAUUAGCAAGUAGAGGGGAUGCAGGAGGAAUCCCAGAUGCCUUUAAAGUGCGAAUGUUUUUAAAUGGAUUGAACAAAGAGCUAGCAACCUUAGUAGCUAUUCAAAAUCCUAAUACAUUAGAUGCUGCAAUCACUAAAGCGAAAACUGUUGAAGCAGGAUGA